AUGAAAGGAGAGCUUCGAACCAGUGCCUGAUACUGGUGAGAUGUGCCCUUAGCAACCCAGCCUGAAUCGGAGGAGGCAGCUAAUGCUGCGUAUCAACUUGAGCUCCCAAAUUGUCCCUGUGGGUAGCAGCUCUGAGCAGGGCACGCGGCCAUAAUCCUGUCUCAGCAACACAAAGGUAGGAAUGACACUCCCUGUCACUCAGUCUGAAUGGAAGGGAAAUGAUUGCAGCCAUGGCAGUGCUCCCCUGUCACAUAAGCCUCUAGGAGGAGGAGCUAUUCCCGAGGCACCCUGGAAUUAGAGGAUUAGAGUGAGCAUCGAAUAGUCCCAAAAGCUUGUCAUUCCUACACUUUGGGCAAGUUCCCGACUGCACGCGCUUCUCUGCCCCCCCCAACAAGGCAUAACACAAUUUCAAAGGAUUAUAUGUAAUAGGUGAAAAGAUGUAGGCUGUGCAAUCUUAUGCAAGUUUGCUCGGAAAUGAGUUUCAUUGAGUUAAACGGAAUUUGCUCUUGGGUAAAUGGAUGUGAGAGUGCAGGCAGUUGAAAAGGAAAAGGAAAAGGCUCCAUACAGGAGUGCUGUUUUUGUUUUUGUUUUGUUUUAAAAAUUGUUUUUAUUUUUUAUCUAUGUCAUUUUAAAUUGUGAUUGAUAUUAAUGCUGUAUUCUUAGUUUUAGAUUUUAUGAGUUAUGUGGAAACUGUUUUCCAUUUGGUUGUGUACUUUCUGAUGUGUUUUAUUUAUUGUUUAUGACUUUUGUUAUGUUGGUAGUUAUGUAAAUCCGGUCAUGCUGUAAGCCGCCUUGAGCAUUGUUUUUAACUAUGGAAAGGCGGCAUUCAAAUAAAAUGAUGAUGAUGAUGAUCAAGAAAUUCCAAGUUUGUUCCUUCGUUGCCAGCAAUAUUCAGUGGAUGGGUUUGUUUUAUUUCGUCAACACUCCCUAACCCUCUGACCAAGCCGUCACCUGCCUUUGUGAAAAACAUGUCUGAUUAUUCUAUAUUGAAAUGGAAACAUGAUGUAAACUUAUUUUAAUAACUUUCAGUGCAUUAUAUGAACUAUCGGAAUAGGUUGUUGCCCAGGUAGCUUCCAGGAUGGGUGUCCCUAUUUUCCCACCCUAGUUACACUACUGCCAUGGAAAGUAGAGGGAAGAAAUCUAUUUCCACAUACAGCAAAACACACUGAUGGCAGUUAUGUCAUUUCCAUCUGUAUCUCACCUCCUCAGCUUGCCUGUGCUUCCUGACUGUGGCAAUCUGCAGUAGGGAUGGCAGCAAAUUCAGGUUCCUUCUCUGCCACCACUGCAUCUUCGGAGUGGCAACCAGCAGAACUCUUUCAAGUUGUCUCCUCCUUAUGGCCUCCUGCCAGGUAAUUUACCUGAACUCUCAGUACCAUGCUGAGACAUAUUUGCAAAGCACUUGGAGGAGAAAAUCACUUCCAUGCGUCCAUUCCGACUUGGAUCCCAGUACGUUUCUGAGCACAAUUCAAAGUGUUGGUGCUGCUGACCUUUAAAGCCCUAAAUGGCCUCAGCCCAGUAUACCUAAAGGAGCAUCUCCACCCCCAUUGUUCAGCCCGGACACCGAGGUCCAGCUCUGAGGGCCUUCUGGCGGUUCCCUCGCUGCAAGAAGUGCGGUUACAGGGAACCAGGCUGAGGGCCUUCUCAGUGGUGGCACAUGCCCUGUGGAAUGCCCUCCCAUCAGAUGUCAAGGAAAUAAACAACUAUCUGACUUUUAGAAGACAUCUGAAGGCAGCCCUGUUUAGGGACGUUUUUAAUGUUGGAUGUUUUAUUGUGUUUUUAAUAUUCUGUUGGGAGCCGCUCAGAGUGACUGGGGAAACCCAGCCAGAUGGGUGGGGUAUAAAUAAAUUAUUAUUAUUAUUAUUAUUAUUAUUAUUAUUGCUAUAUUGGAUGGAGAACAAUUAUAUAAUAUCUUAGACCCUUCUGGUUGCUUCAGCCUAGAUUUGUUUAUUGCAGUCAGAGGAUGUUGGCAGUGUGUUUGGAACAGUACAUCCAGCCACCUAGAGUAUGAACUUGACUUUUGACCGCUGUAUAACUAACUAGUUGAGUGGGGUGUGAUUGGUUGGGUGCAGAAAGUGGUAAAUAUCUCACUAGGACUUUUCAUUUUCCUUAGCGAAGCACUUGAAGAGGGAGCUGGAGGUUUUCUCUUGAAGAAAUGGUCCAUGGAUUGAGGCGAUUCUUCCAAAUAUGAGCUGAUCAUAAAUUCUCUGGAUGAUCUGCCAAUUUUGGGUUCUCUUAGUUUCUUCUUAUUCUUGUCUUUUAAAUCGGUCUGCUGUACCAGUUUGUUAAUGAGGUCUGCCCAAAAAUGUAUACGCACACUUCUUCUAAUAUGCCUCAUAUUUUAGGCCAACUUUUAACUUAUUCUUUGUCUUUUGAUCUCUCAGACCUAUGCUCCUACAACCAUUGUGGUUCAAAACUGGUUGAAGCAGGGUUCCAGGAAAGUCGGGCAAAGGCUUGCAAAAGUAUUUGGACUAGCUUCAAUACAAUUUGUGAAAAUGCCUCUGUUUCUAACUGACUUCCAGUCAAACAAGAUAUUUUUGGCUAGAUGCCUGCUGCAGUAUGCUCAGACAUAAUUUGGAUCCAAGUUUUAUAGUGAACCCGAGGGCCAAAGUAAGCAGGAACGCUUGAGAAAUUACAUCUGUUUGCUUUAAGGUCACAUUUCCAACUAGAGUUGGCCGUUCUGAGGGCAUAUCUAUCUGCACCGCAGCUUUAAAUUAUCCAUUGCAUAUUAUUAGCAACAAGUAAUUUUUCUCUCUCCAUCCUGUCCCAUCCCCUCCAGUGUGGAGCAAGGUCUUAUGGCUACUCUGUUCCCCACGAGGAUUCUGAAUACGCUUGUAAAAUACCGUGUCGACAAUUUGUGUUCCUUGCAAGACACUGGGGGGUUCUUUCUGUCUGUACUUGGGACAAUGAAAUAGAUCUUCCAGCAAAACCACCCUCUUAAACGGGGCAUCAGUCUUGAGGUCUACAGUGGUACGUUGGUUCUCAAACACCUUGGUACUCAAACAGCUUGGAACCCAAACAUUGCAAACCCAGAAGUUAGUGUUCCAGUUUGUGAACUUUUUUCGGAAGCCAAACAUGCUCCAUUUUGAGUGCCACACUUCUGUUUUGAGUGUUACGCUGAAGUCUGACUGUUUUUGCUAUUUAUUUUGCGUUUUUGUUUUUGUGGCUUUUUUGUUUUGUUUUUGUGACUGUGUGGAACCCAGUUCAGCUACUGAUUGAUUGAUUGACUGACUGACUGAUUGUGUGACCGCAGUACAUUGUUUAUUGCUUUCAUUUUAUGGAUCAAUGGUCUCAUUAGAUAGUAAAAUUCAUGUUACAUUGCUGUUUUAGGGGUUGUUUUUAAAAGUCUGGAAGGGAUUAAUCCAUUUUGCAUUACUUUCUAUGGGAAAGCGCGCCUUGGUUUUGGAACACUUUGGUUUUGGAACAGACUUGUGGAAUGGAUUAAGUUUGAGAAGGUACCAAGGUACCAGUGUAGUUGUUUAUGAGUCCCCAGGGCAGCAGUGGGGAACUUGCAGCCGCUCUCAGUGUUAUUGAGCUGCCAUUCCCAUCAUCCUUGACUAUUGGCUAUGCUGGCUGGGACUGAUGGGAUUUGGAGUCUCAAUGAUUCUGUACUGCUGCCCUAGGAAAUAUGGUAUUUUAAGAGACUAUUCUAUCAAGGUUAAAGCCAACUCCUGUUGCAUAUAUAUCCACGACAACCCUAUUUCUGUUGACAUCAUUUGUCCCUACACUGAGUAAUCUUUUUACUGCCCUAUCACCCAGCACGCUAUUUAUUUAUUUUAUUGCCCAACUUACCACAGUGCCUGCUAGCUGAUCUGGCAGCAAGUUCAGGUCAAACGAAAUUACAGAGGCUAACAGUGAGAACAACGUAUAAAUGUCUUUCUCGGUUCAUGUGCCUUUGGAGGGCAGCCCGGGGCAGAUUGAGUUGAGCUGCUGCCGUUCCUUUGGAUGCAAUUGAAAAAAGGCUAAGCCUCUUGAGAGUCCCAUGGACUGCAAGAAGAUCACACCUAUCCAUUCUGAAAGAAAUCAGCCCUGAGUGCUCACUGGAAGGACAGAUCGUGAAGCUGAGGCUCCAAUACUUUGGCCACCUCAUGAGAAGAGAAGACUGCCUGGAAAAGACCCUGAUGUUGGGAAAGAUUGAGGGCACAAGGAGAAGGGGACAACAGAGGAUGAGAUGGUUGGACAGUGUUCUCGAAGCUACCAGCAUGAGUUUGACCAAACUGCGGGAGGCAGUGGAAGACAGGAGGGCCUGGCAUGCUCUGGUCCGUGGGGUCACGAAGAGUCGGACACAGCUAAACGAUUAAACAACAACAAGCCUCGACAGGAGAACAAUGGUCUCUUUGCAAAGGUCACAAUGGGGUGUAUCAAAAAGGUCUGGGGAGGACAAUGUGGCAAUGUGGAAGUGUGUUAGACUCAGGCCAGUAGAACCUGAGUUCAAACUCAGUUAUGAAGCUCACUGGUCGAUGCAAGACUACCCAGUAUCUCUCUCAGCCUUAACCUAUUUCUGUGUCCGGACAGCGAGCAACAGUCUUUCCAAUGUGUUGACGGAGGAAGCAGUAAGGACUAGACUCAGAAGUGUUUCUCAAACUCGGGUCCCCAGCUGUUGUUGGACUACAACUCCCAUUAUCCCUAGCUACCAGGACCAGGACCAGGGAUGAUAGGAAUUGUAGUCCAAAAACUGUCGGAGACCCAAGUUUGGGAAACACUGAUUUAGUAUCCUCUUUCAGGCUGUGCUCCUGCUACUUUGGCAAGCGUUCUUCCCCUUAGCCAGCCUUCUUUCUCCUUUGCUGUGUGAUCCCAAACACUCAGGGAUCCUGCAGCGAAUGUGAUGACAUCAUGAUAAUGUGUAGCCAAUCACAUCUGGCUUAUGUGGCAACAUGAAACUCCAGCUGAAAGAGAGUUUCACAUGGACCAUCCUAGCCAAACAAGGACCAUCCUAGCCAAACAAGGGGCAGGGGACAAUCAAAUAUGAAAAUUUUGAUUGACUGUGACAGCACUAACUUAUGUCAGCCACAUGGGGCCUAGGACUUGGCUAACAUUAGUAAAGAAACAGCGAUUUGAAUGUGCUAUAUACAUGCAACACCAGAUGGCGCCAGAGAGCAGGAAAUUUCCAAGCGUGAUUUUUCAUAGAUUUUUUUCCUUCUGUUAAAAUGAUCUAAUUUCUGACUUAUUUCUAGCGGUUUCCCCCUGUGUUUAGACUCACCCCUGGACAAAUAUUUUAUGGCAAUGGAGGGCCAAACAUCUUAUCUUAAAAUCAAGGCACUCAGGCUUCCCCACCCCUCUGGAGCAGGUGGCAAAGAUUACUUUCCCCCUUGCUGUUGUUAUUUAGGCAGAGAAUAUGGAGAUCAUCUUUUGGUGGGAAAUGAGGACGAAAGCAUUUCGUCUGUUUCUCAUUUUAUUCUUAAAAGAUGGGAUACGGUCAACUCCAGAACAGUCGUAGCCACCUGUUCAAUUAGGGUUUGUGAACUGAAGCUGAUGGGAAUUUGACACUCUGUUGCUUUGCUGGGUUUUUGGGAUGGAUCAAUGGAGUCUUCUCAGAUAGCAGUGACACAAUCUGUAUGCUAGCCCGUGGAAUCCCAGAUGUCUCCCAUAAAUCAUUAGCAUACAGCCCCUGCUACAGUCGAGAAGGCUGAGUGUAGCAUAAUGCACUAAAAAUAAUAAAUCAAAUUAGCACAAAGGUCAAGCCAGCCCAGAGGGACCGGGGAUCAGCUAGUUCAUCCUUGCAGUGCAAGCUAAGCGAUGCGGUGAAAUAGAUGGAAUCUCCACCUGCCUCUUCCCAGAGACAUAAUUCAUUACCAAGCCCUGAGAUGCAAGGAAGAAAAUGUGGCCGCAAGAGAGUUUAGUCCAAGCAAUGUGGCAGGGAAAAGGAAUAUCUGAGGCUCUUGCAAGAGAAGAGCAGAAGAGCUGAAGGGGCCAGUUUGUAUGGCAGAAAUUGAAAGUUCCUGGUUAUCCUGAAACGCUGCAAAACUAUAUGGAUGUGGGCAGAGGCAUCUUAGAGAUGGAAACCAUGAAGAGGUCAAAUAGAUUCUAGAACCAAAACGCAUUUGUUUCCAAAAAUUCUCAUUUUCUAAUUAUAUUGUUAAGUAUCAAGUAUUCAGAGAAUAUUCCCGUACCAGUAAUUUGGAGAAAUCUUGGAGGGUAUGGAGUUAUCUCCUUGGCUGGGGGGGGGGGGUCACAUAACUCCAUACUCUCCAACAUUUCUCCAAAUUACUGGUACUGGAAUAUUCUCUGAAUACUUGAUACUUAACAAUAUAAUUAGAAAAUGAGAAUUUUUGGAAGCAAAUGUGUCUUUAUCUCCUUGGCUCGGGGGGCGGGCGUGUCACAUGAGUGAGUAUAUAACCUUUAGAAGACAUCUGAAGGCAGCCCUGUAUAGUUUUAUGAUGUUUUUAUAUAUGUUGGAAGCUGCCUAGAGUGGCUGGGGUAAUCCAGUCAGAUGGGUGGAUUAUUAUUAUUAUUAUUAUUAUUAUUAUUAUGGAAUAGGACAUCCCUAUUUUCAUUUGAGAAAUGACGGAGGGUGUGUAAUACCUCCUGGACAUGUGAAUACUUGAAUUGUGGGAGUAGUACAGAGAGACUGUGCUAGAUUAUAAAUAUUCUUGGUUUGGUUUCCAUCGUUGUGGUUAAGCAAUUCUCUGCUGUAAAUCUAAAAAACCUGAGCAGUCUGUCUCUUUAGACUCCCAGGGAAUGUGGGGGGAAACAGAAGUGCCAUUUGAUUUCUUCCUCCCCACUUGCAAUUUGCUUUCUCUGAAUAAUCGCUCCAAUCCUUUAUAUUUCAAUCCUGUGAAAUAUAUUUAGUAGGAGGCCUUGUGUGGCAGCGAUUAAGACUGUGUGUGAUUUUUUUAAAAAAAUAAGGUGGAAUUAGAAGCAGUCUGCGCUCGGUAUCAAGGGAAAGGGAAUUCAGGAAAGCAGGGCUGCAAAUUUAUCACAGCGGCAGCAACAUGCCUUCCACCUAGCGAAGCCAAGAUCAUAAUAACAGAUGCACAUAAUAAUUACCUGCACCUCAAAAGGCAGCUCUGAGACUUGCGACUUCUGCUUCCUGCAUCACACAGUCAGUGAAACAGCAGGGUAAAGAUGUAAGAAAAAGCAGAAGCAAGGCAGCGUUGGUGGUAAGUACUGAAAGGCAAGUGGCAGAGCUGACGGGAGGAUAUCAAAAGGCAACGGAGGAUUGCUAAGGAUAGAGGGAGGAGGCUUCUGCAGCUAGCUGAAGGGACAACAUAAAACCCUGCAAACCCAUCAUAAAGAAGAGCUUUACCUUUUGUCUUGCCUAGAGCUGUGAUAAAUGCUCAGGGUGAUUUGCCAAUGUGCAAUUCAGGACUCUGGCAGGUGUAGUGCCUAUGGGUGGGAGCCCAGAAGUCCCUGGAAUCUCACUUGAACUCGCUAGGUGAUCUUAGCUAAGUGGCCCAACUUCCCAUCUGCAAUGGGGGCGGGAUAAUAACACUACCCUCCCUUUUGGGGUUCUUGUAAGGAGUACUGAGAAAAUGUGAAGUGCUGUCAGCAUUUUAAAUAUGCUACAUGAACACUGGGCGUUGUUAUUAUUUAAGCUUAAUUUCUACAGAGUGUGCAGUGUCUACAUUUUGCAACCCAACAUGUCUCAAAUAAUGUAAAAGUUUGCCUUCAUUUAGGACGGGGUUUCCCAAACUUAGGUCUCCAGCCGCUUUUGGACUACAACUCCCAUCAUCCCCAGAUAGCAGGACCAGUGAUUGAGGAUGAUGGGAAUUGUAGUCCAAAAACAGCCGGAGGCCCAAGUUUGGGAAACACUGAUUUAGUAUCUGCUUUCAGGCUCCUGCUACUUUGACAAGCUUUCCUCCUCUUAGCCAGCCUUCUUUCUCCUUUGCUAUGUGAUCCCGACCGCUCGGGGAUCCUAUAGCGAAUGUGAUGACAUAAUGAUACUAUGUAGCCAAUCACAUCUGGCUUAUGUGGCAACAUGGGCAAUCCUAGCCAAGCAAGGCACAGAUGUCCUCUCUGCCUACAGCAGGUCUCUCUCUGAAAGGGAAGCUGAUGGUCACAGCACCACGGAGAGCUCCAAAGAAGCAACUAACUCCAAGAAAGUCCAGAGGUGAAUUGAUGUCUCACUAGUCCCUCUCCUAAGCUCCACCCCUCUGCCUGAAGAGUGUACAUCCUUAAAGGGCUAGCCCCUAUCUAACCAGAAGGAAAGCACUUCUCUUUCCUGUGGGCAAGCAAGGUGGAGUGGAAAGUACUUUGCUCCUCAGACAGUUUGGGCUCAGGGCUCAGGAUUCCUUGGGGGCCCUGGCUUGGGUGUUGCAGGUUCCUGACCACCAGGUUCAGUAUCAGGAACCCAGUCUGGCUCCUCAGCCAGUGGUACAGCAGCCCCAGACUCAGCCAGCUCCUCCUCCACCUCCAUGCUUGAGGUUUGGGCCACAGCAGCUAACCGCCCUCACUCUGAAAUCACCAAAUGGGCAAAUGCUUCUGCCCACCCUUUUAUGCCAAGUUCCCAAAUGACACUGACUGGGGCAGUGCUUUUUGAAGCUACCAAAUAUGGGUUGCAAAAAGAACCGUGCCUUUUUGGCUCAGCCUUAUUUCAUACCCUCCAACAUUUCUUGGCUGAAAAUAGGGAUGUCCUAUUCAAUAAUAAUAAUAAUAAUAAUAAUAAUAAUAAUAAUAAUAAAAAAAAAUACCCCACCUAUCUGAUUGGGUUGCCCCAACAACUCUGGGCAGCUUCCAAAAUAUAUAAAAAAUAACAAAACAUUAAACAUUUAAAAACUUCCCUAUACAGGGCUGCCUUCAGAUGUCUUCUAAAGGUUGUAUAGUUACUUAUCUCCUUGGCUUGGGGAGUGACACAACUCCAUAACCUCCAACAUUUCUCUGAUGAAAAUAGGGACCUCCUAAGGAAAAGUGGGGACGCGGGUGGCGCUGUGGGUUAAACCGCAGAGCUUAGGACUUGCCGAUCAGAAGGUCGGCGGUUCGAAUCCCCGCAACGGGGUGAGCUCCCGUUGCUCUGUCCCUGCUCCUGCCAACCUAGCAGUUUGAAAGCACAUCAAAGCGCAAGUAGAUAAAUAGGUAGCGCUCUGGUGGGAAGGUAAACUGCAUUUCCGUGCACUGCUCUGGUUUGCCAGAAGCAGCUUAGUCAUGCUGGCCACAUGACCCGGAAGCUGUACGCUGGCUCCCUCGGCCAAUAAAGCGAGAUGAGCGCCACAAUCCCAGAGUCGGUCAUGACUGGACCUAAUGGUCAGGGGUCCCUUUACCUAAGGAAAAGCAGGACAUUCUGGGAUCAAAUCAGAAACCAGGAUGGCUUCUGUAAAUUCAAGACUGUCCCUGGAUAAUAGGGACACUUGGAGGGUCUGCUUAUUUGCUAUUCAUGCCUUUUUUUUCCAGAGGCAAUUUGCAGAAUUACCUUUGCCUAAGAGUUGCUGCGGCUACUGCUGUUUUUAAAACAAGUUUCCUAUAUAACCAUGCUAAUUUAGUAGUCUUUGUAUGCUGGGUAAUGUCUAGCUGCUGCCGUUUGAGACACACAAGCCCAGUACUCACACGUUGGGCAUUACUGUGUUUGCUUGGAAUGGAGUGCACUUUUAGCCCCACCCCUGUUUCAAAGAACAACAAGUUGCCUGCAGUUAUCUGAAGAAAAACUCCAAUGCACAAGCUCUGUGUGAUUGGGACACACAGUUGUGCAGAUGUAGAAUGCGGGUGGCGCUGUGGUCUAAACCACUGAGCCUCUUGGGCUUGCCGAUCAGAAGGUCAGCGGUUCAAAUCCACAGGAUGGGGUGAGCUCCCAUUGCUCUGUCCCAGCUCCUGCCAACCUAAUAAUAAUAAUAAAUUUUAUUUAUACCCUGCCCUCCCCAGCCAAGACCGGGCUCAGGGUGGCUAACAGCAGGUAUAAAAACAAUUGAUUAAAAUACAACUUAAAAUGCAGCCUCAUUUCAGUGGAAGCCCAGAUCAAAAACUGUUUGAGGGGAGAAAACAUCUAAUCUUCACCAUGGCCAACUAUCCAGACUGGUCCUACAUGGACCAGAAAAAAGCCAGGGAAGUCCCCAAAUAGGGGUUCCAUCACAGAAGGAAAAGGAAAGAGGGGGAGGGGAUCAGGUUGAUUCCAAGCCAAAGGCCAGGUGGAACAACUCUGUCUUACAGGCCCUGCGGAAAGAAAUCAGAUCCUGCAGGGCCCUGGUCUCAUGAGACACAGCGUCCCACCAGGCCGGAGCCAGUGUUAAAAAGGCCCUGGCCCUGGCUGAGGCUAAUCUGACUUCCUUAGGGCCCAGGACCUCUACAGUGUUGCUAUUUAUGGACCUUAAGGUCCUCUGCGGGGCAUACCAGGAGAGGCGGUCCCGUAGGUACGAGGGUCCUAGGCCACAAAGGGCUUUAAAGGUCAAAACCAGCACCUUAAACCUGACCCUGUACUCCACCGGGAGCCAGUGCAGCUGGAAAAGCACUGGGCGAAUGUGGUCCUGUGCGAGGACCCUGUAAGGAGCCUCGCCACGGCAUUCUGCACCCACUGGAGUUUCUGGGACAACUUCAAGGGCAGCCCUCGUAGCAGCAACCUAGCAGUUUGAAAGCAUACCAGUGCAAGUAGAUAAAUAGGUACUGCUGUGUCAGGAAGGUCAACAGCAUUUCCGUGCGCUCUGGUUUCCGUCACAGUGUUCCGUUGCACCAGAAACAGUUCAGUCCUGCUGGCCAUAUGACCCAGAAAGCUGUCUGUGGACAAACGCCUGCUCCCUUGGCCUGAAAGCGAGAUGAGCGCCACAACCCCAUAGUCGCCUUUGACUGGACUUAACCAUACAGGGGUCCUUUACCUUUUUAUCUGCAGGAAUCCUAAUUGUGUGGAGGCUGUAUACAUGGUCAGGAGCUCAUGAACUGGGGUGUCUCUUCAGGCAACUGCAGACAACCUGUAGCUGCUUGAGGAAGGAGGUUUGACCUCAGAGGCAGGACAAAAGCACAGUCCAAGUAAACAUACCAGUGUACUCCAUUCAUAUGUUGUCUGUCUGGCCUUUUUCUCAGUCCUUACCUGGAGACACCAUGUGUUCUUAUCAUUGAGCGCCAAUCCAUGAACAGAGCUCAUCUCUGCUUGGGCGGGAGCCAAGGAAAAUAAUUUUGCAGUAAGAUUAUACCUUAAAUAGGCAAACAAACAAUAUUCUGUUCCAUGCAGCUACCUGGGGGGAAAAGUAGCCGCAGGAGCACUGUGUUUUAUUAUUUGGGGACAACAGCAGCUGUUUUAAAGAUGAAUACGAUCACUCUCGGAGUCUGCCUGCUAACUCCUGGCCAAUAUAUCUUUGUAAAGAAAUAGGGUACAGUGGUACCUCUGGUUACGUACUUAAUUAGUUCCGGAGGUCUGUUCUUAACCUGAAACUGUUCUUAACCUGAAGCACCACUUUAGCUAAUGGGUCCUCCUGCUGCUGCCAUGCCGCCGGAGCACGAUUUCUGUUCUCAUCCUGAAGCAAAGUUCUUAACCCAAGGUACUAUUUCUGGGUUAACGGAGUCUGUAACCUGAAGCGUAUGUAACCUGAAGCAUAUGUAAUCCGAGGUACCACUGUAUUAGAAAUGGCAACAUGAGUCAUCCACAGAAACCUGUAAAAGCUGUCCCUUAAAAAUUUCAGCAAUUUGAAGAAGUAGGGAGUGCAAAGCCGUCUUUUUAGGAGGCAGGGAACGUCAAGUACAGAGUGAGUAUGCAACCCCCAGUAUGUCUUGCUAAAAAUAAACCCUUUGAUAGCUUGAGCAAAGAAUGUGAAAUGCUUGCAUAAGCGUGAACAUCAUGCUGACAAUUACUAGAAAUUAGUUUGAGUUUCAUGAUCUUGCUUAGUUUACAUACCAUAUCUUAACUUCUUUCCUCUUUAAAUAGACUUACGGAUAGCCCAUUUCCUCACUAGGAGAACGCUUGUAAAGAUGCAAACAAAUGCAAUCAAAUAACACCUGCGAGUAAGUCUAAUUGAAUUCAUAAGUGGGGCUUCCUUCAAAGUUGCAAAUCACUGAAUGCUGCAAAUCCCAUUUUGCUUGAGAACAUUCACUAUAUGACACUGCCCAUCAGAUAUUCUCACCAUCUCAAACACAAAUACACAAAAUCCCCGAGAGCUAAAGCAAAUUUGUUGGGGAAGGAUCUUUACGGCUCUUAAAUGUCAGCUUUUCAGGCAAGCAAUCUGUUGCUAAACAUCUCAGAGUUGAGAUGGAAAAACAGGAUGUCAACAUGUGAUAUUUAAAUUCCAAGUGAAUUGCCAGAUUUAGGAAUAUGCUCAAACACAAACAGUGCAUUUAAAAGACAAAACGGUUGAGUCUGAAAUUUGCAUCCUGCUCAAGGAAUACAAGCCCAAUAUGGGACUUGUUUCAGAUCAACAUGUGAACUUCAGCUUCCUGCAUCUCUGCAACAUUAUGGAUUUUUCUUAUUUCUUCACCCCCACCCCACCCCAGAUUUCCUUCCUCCCUUAAACUCUUCGCUCAAGCUUUCACCUCUGUCCUUAUUCUUCCGGUCCAUCACCUACUGCAACUUUCUUUUCUCAGUAACCGCCCAACUUAUCACAUCCUGCUGGUUAUAUAUCCCCCUGCCCCCACUUUUCCUAGCCUCCUAUGCACCCCUUUCCAUAGACUUUUAUUCCUUCUCGGCCCAUCUUUAGGAUCUGAGCUGCUCAGCCAAUGACUGCCUGCCCUGCCCUUCUUUGACGUUAGAGCAGCUCAGCCAGUCACUGCCAAAGGCGCCAUUAGAAGCCCCACAAAAUCUGUUCCUGCUCUGCUCUCGCACAGUGUUUUGAAACCCUCUUCCUGUUACGAAACUAUAAACGAGGUAUGCAGCAAUUUGCCAGGUGCCCUCAGGGAUUUGAAAUCAGGGAUUUGAAGUUUGGAAAGAUGCACAUUUUUCACUCGGAUUUUUCACUCGGAAUAAUGGGCGUUCAAAACUCCCAUUAUUCCAGGCGGAUUUUGCGACGGGGAAUUUCAUUAGCGUGAGCAGUUUCUGAGCUCUGGGCGCAAUACUGCUCCUAAGAUUUCAGAUUAAAACUGCAGAGUGGAAGGAAAGGAGGACCUUUUUUCUGCCUCCCCCCUUCCAGCUACUCUCUGAAGACUGGAGAAGAGACCCUCUUAAUAAUAUUAGGGGGGUGGGGGUGGGCAGAACUAGACCAUGUGAAAAAUGAACAUAAUAUUUUAGCUGCAGUUCAUUCAUUUUCAGCUUUGUAUUCUUGUUAUAUAUAAAAAAGUGCAUCUAGACAUUCUCUUGUUGCACCCAUAGCCUAGGUUUUAAGGUGCCAUUUAGAUCCUAGCUCUCAUAUCUCGGUUUCUAACACUGAUUCAAGAUACAUAUCUAGAAGGUCAUGCCUUUGGGGGUCAAAAAUCAGCCUGGCUAAAGCUUUUCUCUCUUCAUAUAUGUAUUUAAAAGAUAACCUUGAAACAGCCUGCACUGGAUUUCCCCUUCUGCACAGACAGGCUGCCACAUAUUUUCACCGAUGCAUGUUGUGCGGUCCAAAUUGCGAAGAAGUGGCAACUCCACAACCAACUCUCUAUCUGAAUGUCCUUCACAACAAACAACACGGCAUGGCGCACAGCUGCAGUUGUCCGACUGCUCCCGUGCUGAAAGCGUUGUGUUACCCCGCAAUGCAUGCGCUGAAUUUGCGAGUAGCUGUUUGUCAACAAGCUUAAAAGUACUUGCCUUUUGGGGGGGAUUCAGGUCCACUGACUGCACUUGACUGAUUUAGAUGAUGACAACUCUUCUGGCGUUUCCUCCCAGGCUGCUGGUUACACAACAGCUCCCCUUGUCCUGCUGCAUUCAGUUUAUUCAAAUGCUAUUUUUAAUUGUGUUAAUUAUAAACCAUGAUCUGUGUUCUUCCAGCGGACUCCCAAACAUUUCGGAGUGUCAGGCAGCUGGGGUAGCAAUGGAGAGCAGCCCAGAUCUGAACAGAUUCUCAGCUAUCAAUUAGCAUCAUCAGGGCAUCCUAGGCUAUUUGAGGGUCCCGCUCCUGCUACCCAGGUGAGAGGAUGUGGGGAAAGGAACGGAACAGAUAGCAAGGCUUGCAUAUUUUUUAUGCCAGCAGAAACUGGGAUGGUAAAGAGAGAUGCUCUGUCUGCUGUCAUAUAUUUGAUUAAGAACAAAGCCACAAAUGCUUCGAAAGAGGAGACAGCUCCGUAACUGUGAGAUUACUGUGGGCUCCUUGCUACGCCACAUUUUAUGCCAAGGAUAUGACCUCACAAAUCCUUUAUGAAGUCAGAUGCAGAUGGCAAAUGUGUGUCAUACUAUGUCACAGAAGGGCACCGGUACAGUGACCAUCAAAGCUGAAAUGGCCAUUAAAUAAUUUUUGGGGGUCAUUUGGAGUAGCUCGCUCAUGUCACAAUGAAAAUUGUAACUGUUGCCAGCCCAACCAGUGAGGGAUCACCUUGAAAUAAGUAAAUAAUGCCUACAGCUGUUAAUAUAAUUAAUGAGAUCUUUUAUAGGUCAUCUAUGGGCUUUCAUUCCUAGAAAUCGCUGGAUUUAUACUGACAUCUGCUGGUGCUGAGAAUCGUAACACCUCUGUUUUCCCACCCUAUCCACCAAAUGAUUGUUUUUCCCUAAUGGAUUUUAGCUGGAUUAUUUCCAGCCUAACAAAGUGGCACUCUAAACAAGUGAUUGUUCAGAAUCAGACCCUAAUUUCUGGGGUGAAAGCACUUCAGGAUCAAGAGUAUCUAUACUUUUAAAGCUACCUUAUUUCUUGUGUGGGAAUCUAAGCACAUGCCAAUAUCUCAUUUAGGAUUGUGGAUUAAUUUUAAAUUUCACUAAACUAAACUCUCACUGUAUUUCAUAUUGCCAAUCCACUCUGUCAUAGGUUCAGGGUGGGAAUAAUUUAUGUAAAAACAUGACACUGUAAAACAGAUUAAGUCAGGCUUCCUCAAACUUGGCCCUCUAGAUGUUUUUGGCCUACAACUCCCACGAUCCCUAGCUAGCAGGACCAGUGGUCACGGAUGGUGGGAAUUGUAGUCUCAAAACAUCUGGAGGGCUGAGUUUGAGGAAGCCUGGAUUAAGUUAUUAGAUCAAGAAUGGGGUAUGUGUAGCCAUCCAAAUGUUGUUGGACUCCAGUACCCAGCAGUCUCAGCCAGCAUGGCCAAUGAUCAGGGAUGAUGGAAUCUGUAGUCUAUCAACAUUUGCAACUGCAGCAUUAAAAGAUGAGUUUGCAGGAAAGGACUUGUUUAUUUUUUACAUUUAUUUGUUUAUGUAUUAUUUUGUAUUUUAAAUACUGCUUGCUCAAACUUAAGACCUCUAAGUGGUUGUAGAAAUUACUAUACAGUGUUCAUGAAGCGCUACACAAACAUUGUUUUAUACAAAAGCAUGUACAAAAACCCUUUAAAAGCAAAUUCCAUUCUCAUCUCAUCCAUCAUAUGCCUUCACUUGCCGGGUCUUGGCUCAUUUGAUUUUGUUUUAAUGUUUAAAUGGUGUGUUUUCUUAAUGGCCACUUCUCCAUUACAGGAAACUUCUUUAGGGAAUAGAAUAGUUUGUGAUCCUUUUACAAAUUGUAUAUCGGCAAUCAAAAACAAACAGAAAAUUUCCUUUCAGUCCAGCUUUCUAUUUUUAUUGAAGUUAAAGUACACCCCCCUGACUUGAACAUUUUUCAAACAAAAUGAGCAUGGAUGAAAACCAGAUAUCUAGCAUGUGAAUCUGUUGAAUGAGUUGGAUCUGGACCUUUGCUUGACCAGUGCAGUUUGCAAAACACAAUCUGAGCCCCUUCAUCUGAAUCCUUGUCCAGGGUGAUAAGAUCUGGGGAAGAGAAGAAGCUCUUUGUCUGCAACAACUGCUGCUUUUGCUUGGAGAGAGCAGGUGAACAAGCAGUAAACAGCAGCUCCAGGGCUUGUCAAGCUGGAGUUUGGGCCUUGGGAGAUGCUCCUUGUGUGCUUCUGUAG
Molecule: messenger RNA, 15783 nt
Organism: Podarcis lilfordi (Lilford's wall lizard)
Lineage: Eukaryota; Metazoa; Chordata; Lepidosauria; Squamata; Lacertidae
Source: the annotation of a GenBank genome assembly